Rhagoletis zephyria (snowberry fruit fly) is the source of this 1702-nucleotide messenger RNA. Its product is annotated as XK-related protein 4-like. Gene Ontology annotation, biological process: engulfment of apoptotic cell; phosphatidylserine exposure on apoptotic cell surface; apoptotic process involved in development. Gene Ontology annotation, cellular component: plasma membrane. NCBI's taxonomy places the organism in Eukaryota, Metazoa, Arthropoda, Insecta, Diptera, Tephritidae. The record is from RefSeq and is a predicted model, not a curated record.
GUUGUUUGUUUUAAUUCCUACCUUCGCUUUUAUAUUUCUGACGUUUAUUAUUUGUUGCUGCGAUAUGUUUAUUUUUGCAUUUUUCCUUUUUAAGCUAUUAGCUCUACCAUAAAUAAAUAAACAAAGAUUAGUUAAACAUACACGCCCAUACACUGGUAUACGUGCACAUUUUGUUGGGGAAAACUAGAUGCUUAUAAUAAUUUACUCGAAUGUGAGGUCGUUUCGUCGCACCAUAAAAAUAAGAUAAAAUGAUUAAUGUCCAGUUUACACGCUGACGCAUGGCGAUAAGUUUUAAUCAACUUAAUUAAUUAAUACACAUAUAUAUAUAUAUAUAUGCAUGUAUGUUCGAUACAUGUACAAAUUGGUAUAGAAAUUAUGGAGAAUAUUACUUCAAUUUUGGAUUUGAUGAGAUUGACACGCCAACAGUGCAUGCGGAAAAGUAAUUUACCUGAAUGCAUAGAAACGGAUGCCGAUGGCGCAGACGCAGAUGGCGUUGAUGCUGGAACACAUGCGUGGAAGGAAAAAACCGUGUCUUUCAGGGAUAUAGCAGCAACUGUAAUUUCUAUAUUAAUGCGAGUCAUCACAGUGCUUCUCAAUAUUAAAUUGGCUGUGGAAUAUCAUCAACAAGGAGAGCAUAGCUAUUUCGUUUGGACAGUGGUUUGCAUGAUAGUACCGAUGUGUGUUACUGCUUUAAUAUACGCACAGAUGUGUCAUGAGGAUAACAAAUUUAAUGGCGACUUCUGGGAAGUGUUGCAAACAACUAUGCUAGUUUUAUUCUCCUCACUUUUUCUAAGGUAUUACAAAUUAACUACCAAAGAGGAAAGCGAUGUUGCGUUGAUUCGUUUAUUUGAAUGCUUCAUGGAAACAGCUCCACAGAAAAUACUCCUAAUGUCUAUAAUAUUAACACAGAGUAAUCAAAUAACAGAUACACAAGUAUGGAGUGUGCUGCUCUAUUUAGCGAAUGUACCCUGGACAUUGGGCACUUACAAUCGCUGCAUACGUGCCGCCCAAACAAUCAAAAAUAAAUUAAGUUAUUGGCUAAUGGCACCUCAUCUAUGUUGGCAUUUUUGUAUAUCAGUUUCCCGUACACUUUGCAUCACAUUUAUAGCAGUUUUAUUUCCAAUCUGGACGAUAGUUGCUUGCGUUCAACACGCCGUAAUAACGGGAUUUGUCACUUACAUCUUGGAACGUCCGCAAUUUUGCGGCAUCAAUGCUUUUCAUAAUUUUCUCUUUUGCAUAGCAUUAGGAUUUAUUUACAUAUUUAUUUACAUUCCAGUUAAGGAGGCGCCCACAAGGUAUAAGUAUGCGCUAUACUAUGCAAUUUGCUCAGUGGAGAACAUCAUAUGCGUUGUAUUGUUCAUAUAUUAUGCACCGAAAAGACUUUCGCAAUCUAAAGCGCUUUUCUACACGCUUUGUACAUUAGCUAUUGGAUUUUAUUAUGUAGGCAUUUGCUGUAUGUGCAUUUACUAUAUACAUUUUCACCCGAAUGUGAAAGCUAGAAAGAAUAUGAAUAUUGAUAGUUGAAGUAAAUAUUCUAAGUGGAGUUUGGGAAUUACGUUUAGUGGCAUCAUAAGUUUGUUUCUGGCGACAGAACUUGCACUGACUACAAUGUGUAGAUAAUAUAGUAUCUAAUAAGUACAACAUAUGUAUGUAUGUAUUAUAUAUAUUUUUGAAUUGCCAUUAUUAAAAAAGAUCUUAUAAA